GGGGCGGCGGCCCAGCACCCGGAAGGCCACUGGCGGAGUGAGCGCAACAGGCGGCCGCCGCGUCUGGAGCCGGCGCGGCCCGGGCUCGGGAUGGACAAGCUGAAGAAGGUGCUGAGCGGGCAGGACGCGGAGGACCGCAGCGGCCUGUCGGAGGUUGUGGAGGCCUCCUCGCUAAGCUGGGGCACCAGGGUGAAAGGCUUCAUCGCGUGUUUUGCUUUCGGGAUUCUCUGCUCCCUGCUGGGGACUCUGCUGCUGUGGGUGCCCAAGAAGGGACURACCCUCUUCGCGGUCUUUUACACCUUUGGUAACAUCGCAUCCAUUGGGAGUACCAUCUUCCUCAUGGGGCCCCUGAAGCAGCUGAAGCGCAUGUUCGAGCCAACGCGUCUCAUUGCGACCAUCCUGGUGCUGCUGUGCUUCGCCCUCACCCUGUGUUCUGCCUUUUGGUGGCACAACAAGGGACUGGCGCUCAUCUUCUGCAUCCUGCAGUCCUUGUCCUUGACGUGGUACAGCCUUUCCUUCAUACCAUUUGCAAGGGAUGCUGUGAAGAAGUGUUUUGCCGUGUGUCUUGCAUGAUACGCUGCCAGGUCUGCAGAGCUCUGGAAGGCACUGGGCGUGGACGCUGGUGGACAUCUUUGUAAAUAGCCCCCAAACCUGUGUCUGUGAGACACGUGCCUUCAUCCCGCAGUCUCAACCUUUGAGGGUUUGCCUUUGGAAGCGGUCAUGCUCCCACCCCGAAGCUGCAGCACAGAGUCAGAG
Messenger RNA from Urocitellus parryii (Arctic ground squirrel), 756 nucleotides. RefSeq names its product SFT2 domain containing 2 (gene Sft2d2). Gene Ontology annotation, cellular component: membrane. The record is from RefSeq and is a predicted model, not a curated record. Gene Ontology annotation, biological process: vesicle-mediated transport. Lineage: Eukaryota; Metazoa; Chordata; Mammalia; Rodentia; Sciuridae.